AUGUAACAACGAUUACAAACUCAUUCAAUUACUGAAGAAGGCAGAAAAUCUAGUACAGAGAUAAGAAGUCCCUUACAUGAGAUGUAUUAAAUAAGGAGGAAUGUUAUGAAACUUGAAAAAUAACGAACUGAUGAAAGUUGCCAUCGUAAAUCAGAAGAAUUCAUUAAAAAUAUUAGUUAAUCUCAUAGAGAUGUCAUAAUCCCUUAACAUCUUAAUUUUGAAGAUAAUUUAGAUGGUAGUAGAGCUACCAUCAAUUCAAUUAAUUCUGUUGCAUAGCAUUAUGAAAUGAUUAAACCAAAUGUUCAUAAUAUUGAUUGGAAUAAGGAAAACAAUUAAAAUUUGAGUAAUAAGAAUAAACACCAUCAAAAAUGUGAUUCCAAUAAACAUAAAACUAAAGUUAUUUAAUUAGAUAAUUAACGUUAAUAAAUUAAUAGAACUAUUCAAUAAGUACUGCCUUAAUGAUUAAUUGAAUAGAUGUCCAAGUGCAAUAGACAAUUAGCUAAUGUGUUGAAAGCCUAAAUUGACAAAUUAUUUGAUACUAUCAAAACUGACUAUACCUAUGCUUGA
This is a messenger RNA of Paramecium primaurelia, 567 nucleotides long. The record is from the annotation of a GenBank genome assembly. Lineage: Eukaryota; Ciliophora; Oligohymenophorea; Peniculida; Parameciidae.